This is a messenger RNA of Gadus macrocephalus (Pacific cod), 2272 nucleotides long. RefSeq names its product fibroblast growth factor receptor-like 1. The record is from RefSeq and is a predicted model, not a curated record. Gene Ontology annotation, molecular function: fibroblast growth factor binding; fibroblast growth factor receptor activity. Lineage: Eukaryota; Metazoa; Chordata; Actinopteri; Gadiformes; Gadidae. Gene Ontology annotation, cellular component: plasma membrane.
AUGGAUAUCACCGACAUGAGCAAACAGACAAACGGAGACAAACGCUGCCAAUUCCGAUCCCGCCCCCGCUUCACGCAGCCGCCCAAGAUGAGGAAGCGUGUGAUCGCCCGGCCGGUGGGCAGCUCGGUGCGUCUGAAGUGCGCGGCGAGCGGGAACCCGCGGCCAGACAUCGUGUGGCUGAAGGAGGAGCGGCGGCUGACGGAGCGGGAGGUGGGGGCGGGCCGGCAGAAGAAGUGGACCCUGAGCCUGCGGGGGCUGACCGCCGAGCAGAGCGGCCGCUACACCUGCAGGGUGUCCAACCGCGCCGGGGAGAUCAACGCCACCUACAAGGUGGAGGUCAUACAGCGGACCAACUCCAAGCCGGUGCUAACGGGCACGCACCCGGUCAACACCACGGUGGACUAUGGGGGCACCACCUCCUUCCAGUGCAAGGUGCGCAGCGACGUCAAGCCCGUCAUCCAGUGGCUGAAGCGGGUGGAGACGCACGAGGAGAGCCGCUACAACACCACCAUCGAGGUGGGCGACGACCACUUCGUGGUGCUGCCCACCGGGGAGGUGUGGUCGCGGCCCGACGGCUCCUACCUCAACAAGCUGCUGAUCACCAGAGCCAAGGAGGAGGACGCCGGCAUGUACAUCUGCCUGGGCGCCAACACCAUGGGCUACAACUUCCGCAGCGCCUUCCUCACCGUGCUGCCAGACACCAAGCCUCCCACCCCGCCCAUCUUCGCCCCGUCCUCCAACUCGCUGCCCUGGCCCGUGAUCAUCGGCGUCCCCGCCGGCCUGGUGUUCAUCCUGGGCGUGGUGCUGCUGUGGUUCUGUCAGAGCAAGAAGCACUGCCCGCCGCCCGGCCCCCCGGCCCCCCAGGGCCUGCAUGGCCCACACCCCCGGCUGGCCUACCGGGACCGGGAGAGAGGCUGCGCCGCCCCCUCGUCCGGCUCCUCCAGCCCCGAGAAGGAGUGCUCCGUGGGCUCCAUGAACUACGAGGAGUACCUGGCCCAGCAGCAGCAGCAGCUCCUGCUGGGCCAGGGCAGCUCGGGGCUGGCCACCAAGAUCUACCCCAAGAUCUACACGGACAUACACACUCACACACACUCCCACGUGGACGGCAAGGUGCACCAGCAUCAGCACAUCCAUUACCAGUGUUAACCCCCCCCCCCCUGUCACAGGGACCGCUGUGGUCUAGUGAACCCACACCAGCUCUGGAGGUCUCAAACCCACCAGGGCAAAGCUCCCUCCUUUGUUUUUAUAGACACCUUUACCAAAUCUGUGCCAAAGUCUUGCUGCAGCGGGGCAUUGAUGGCUGUGCGUCCGAGCGAGCGGUCCUGUGAUUGACAUGUUGGUGGUCAGUGAUACAACGCGUCAGGUUCGCUGCUUUCCCUUCCCUGCUCGUCACCAUGGUCACACCACUAAAGAGAAAAACAUUGGAUUCCUCCGGUGCACUAAAGGAGUCGGUGCUGUGUCUCGUGUGUGUUUCCAGAAGCAGACGAAUCAAUGCUGAGAGGUGGAUGGAUUCCUGUUGGUGUGUCUAGUGGGUUUUUCCACCUUCUGCUCAAGUGAAGUUCAAAAGGGCUCCUUUAAGCUGUUCACUUCCACAACUCUGUGCAUGCUCCAUGGUCGAGGUAAUUCAAGUGGUACUGAAUAUUUUUACAAAAGGGCUGGUUUAAUGCUCCGUCUCAGGUAGCCCUUUGUUAGCGUGACAUGGUGUUUGUAAUGCCCGUAUGUUAAAAGCCUACCACUAUCCUCACAAAACAGAAUUUAGCCCUCUUUAGAUGUAUGUGAACCCUAGGACUGCAAGGGAUAGAAUAAAAAAUGUGUUUCCAUGUUGUGUGAUUAGACACCAUCUACAUUCUCCAUGACCUUCUUCAGUUGGUUGAGCAAGAACAUCAAAUGUUUUCCCCGCCAAAUGAUUACCAGCCAGGGUAGAAAGUGUUUUGGACUGCAACCCUACCCAACCAAUUUAUGAAGCUCUAGUUGUUUAUAUCCAAAUUGAGUCGUAUUUAAUUUAUUUUAAUAAGAAAAUGUAUCAAUAGUUUAUUUUUCAGAGUUAUGCAUUUUACACAUCAUUGUAAGUUUAUUAAAGUAUACUGUAGUCCUGUAUAGUAUAUAUUUGAGUAUUUUUGUCAAGAUAGAGUAAUCACAUGUAUAUGGAAAUGUUUACUGUAGGUAUUUGAAUUUGUUGUAUGACAAUCUUGUAUUAUACAUUUACUUAAGUAUAAAAUCUAAAUCAUCUAUUUUGAUGAUUUAGCCGUUCGAUUAAAUGACUUGAAACUCA